AUGGCAAUGAUGCACUAUAAGCACAUUACAGUUAACACUGAUAAUAUAAAGCUCAUUCUUGAUAUUAGUGUUAAAAUCAGGUCAAACUAUUUUGGCCUGAUUAAUGCAUCUGAUUAUCUCAUUUCUGCUGUCACCAUCUGCUGCCUGCAUGCUGCCUCCACUCCACUAACUACUGCUGCUGCCACUUCACCACCACUGCUACUGCCCAUCACCAUCUCCCUGCCUCCCCCCAGCACCAUCAGGAUCUCCACCUAUCAAAUAGUGGGUAUUAGAGCCCCUGUCCAGUUCACAAAGCCAGUUCUGGAGGAGCAGAAGAAGAAGAAGAAGAAGAAGAAGAAGAAGAAGAAGAAAAAGUGA
Messenger RNA from Coccidioides immitis RS, 357 nucleotides. RefSeq lists its product as uncharacterized. Lineage: Eukaryota; Fungi; Ascomycota; Eurotiomycetes; Onygenales; Onygenaceae. The record is from RefSeq and is a predicted model, not a curated record. The transcript has a single exon. The coding region runs from base 1 to 357 and encodes 118 amino acids.